This is a messenger RNA of Gavialis gangeticus (Gharial), 2952 nucleotides long. It is a transcript of the gene SMYD1, whose product is annotated as SET and MYND domain containing 1. Gene Ontology annotation, cellular component: nucleus. The record is from RefSeq and is a predicted model, not a curated record. NCBI's taxonomy places the organism in Eukaryota, Metazoa, Chordata, Crocodylia, Gavialidae. The transcript has 10 exons. The coding region runs from base 81 to 1556 and encodes 491 amino acids. Gene Ontology annotation, molecular function: protein binding; histone H3K4 methyltransferase activity.
UGGGUCAGGCUGAAGGUGUUGAAAUAGCAGGAGUGACAAGAGAGUUGGCUCACUCGCAUUAGGAGCUGGGGUUCCCUGACAUGACAAAAGGGGGAAUGGAGACAGUGGAAGUGUUCACGUCGGAAGGCAAAGGCAGGGCUUUGAAGGCAGUCAGAGAAUUCCUGUCUGGGGAAGUCAUAUUUGCGGAGCCUGCUUAUGCUGCGGUGGUUUUUGAUAGCCUGACUCACCUCAUCUGCCACACCUGCUUUAAGCGGCAGGAGAAGCUCCAUCGUUGCGGUCAGUGCAAGUUUGCUCACUACUGCGACCGGACCUGCCAGAGAGGCGCCUGGCUGAAUCACAAAAAUGAGUGCUCUGCCAUCAAGAAGCAUGGGAAGGCGCCCAAUGAAAAUAUCAGGCUAGCUGCCCGUAUCAUGUGGAGGAUAGAGAGAGAAGGAGGUGGCCUCACGGAGGGCUCCUUGGUGUCCAUUGACGACUUGCAGAACCACGUGGAGAACUUCGGGGAAGAGGAGAAAAAAGAGCUGAGGGCCGAUGUGGAAAGUUUCAUUGAAUUCUGGCCACCCCAGAGCCAGCAGUUUGGCAUGCAGUACAUCUCUCACAUAUUUGGAGUGAUAAAUUGCAAUGGCUUCACCCUGAGUGACCAAAGAGGACUGCAGGCUGUUGGUGUGGGUGUCUUCCCCAAUCUCUGCCUGGUGAACCAUGACUGUUGGCCUAACUGUACUGUCAUAUUCAACAACGGCAAUCAUGAGGCUGUAAGAUCAAUGUUCCACACACAGAUGAGAAUCGAACUGCGUGCACUAGGUAAGAUCUCACCAGGGGAAGAGCUGACGGUUUCCUACAUUGAUUUCCUCAAUGUCAGUGAAGAUCGCAGGAAGCAGCUGAAGAAGCAGUACUAUUUUGAUUGCACAUGUGAGCACUGCCAGAAGAAAAUCAAAGAUGACCUGAUGCUGGCUGUGAAAGAAGGUGAACACAAACCCUCCCAAGACAUGGUGAAGGAAGUUAUCCAGUUCUCCAAGGACACACUCGAGAAGAUCAACAAGGCCCGCUCUGAGGGAGUGUACCAUGAAGUGGUGAAGCUGUGCCGUGAAUGUCUGAAGAAACAAGAACCUGUCUUGGGGGACACUAAUAUCUACUUGCUUAGGAUCCUGAGCAUUGUUUCGGAAGUGCUCUCAUACCUCCAGAUGUUCGAGGAAGCAGCAGACCAUGCAAAAAGGAUGGUUGAUGGCUACAUGAAGAUCUACCAUCCCAACAAUGCACAGCUAGGGAUGGCAAUGAUGCGAGCAGGAGUGACUCACUGGCAUGCUGGUCUCAUUGAAGCAGGCCAUGGCAUGAUCUGCAAAGCCUAUGCCAUUCUCUUGGUGACACAUGGUCCUACCCACCCAAUUACCAAAGACCUGGAGGUCAUGCGUGUUCAGACGGAGAUGGAGCUGCGCAUGUUCCAGCAGAACGAGUUCAUGUACUACAAAAUGAGAGAAGCGGCCCUCUCGAACCAAAAGAUCCAAGUCAUGCCAGAACCCUCCACUGAGGCUUCACAAGACCUCUUUGUCAAGAAGCAAUAGACCCUGAGCUUGAUAUCCUAUAUACCAGUAUUCUUGUAAGGGGUACUACAUCAGCCACUGUUGUUCUGAAUAGGAAGAGAGUGACAUGUCCUUAAAGUUGUUUCUAAUGGUAUCUAAUAACACACAGAUAUGUAGGGAAUGGGUCUUGAAAAAUGUUUUUUUUUUCUAACAGCUCAGAGCAUCGAUUAAGAAGUACUUUCCAGGAAAUGCCUCUUGAGCCUAAUAAUAAUAAUAAUAAUUAAAAGAAGUCAUUAUAAAAUAGCUUCAGCAAUAAUUCAACUUAGACCUCAUUCAAAACUACUUUCUUUUCAUGAAAGGCCAAAUCCUGAAGUCUUUGCUUAGAUUUCCAGUGAGUUCUUUCUUGAGCAAAACUUCCACUGGUGCUUGCCCCAGUGCACCAGGACCUCUGCAAACAGAGUAUGGGCUACAGCAUGUCUUGUCUGGGGAAUUAUUGAGUGAAAACAGAGUCAGGCCCUCAGGAUUUGGCUCAUGAACAACAUUUCAUGUAAGGUCACUUUUCCAGCCCUUCAGAAUUGAUUGUUAGUGUAGUGACUAGCCUGGCAGAUAUAGCAGACUUUAGGGAGUGCUGUGAGCAGAGUGCAGAUUGACUUGGGAGCUUCCAUUGGCCAAAUAAACAUAGUUUUGAACUUUCUAAAUGAGGAUGACAGUAUCUCAGUGGUUUUUCUAUCACCACCUCAACCAGGUCGAGUCAGGUGAGGACAGUUAUCAAACAUUAUGGUCUGGAGUGGGGCCAGCCCAGUGGCUAAAGAAGAUAAGUAACAGAAGAGGGAGCUUUGAUCACACUGACAAAGGGAGUGGGGAGCCGUGGGAAAGAACCCCUUCCCCAGACAGCGGGUGGGUGGGAGCUUGUUAGUGGAGAAGAGGGGAGAUGUUCUCCCCAUUACUCUUACUUACCUGAAGUCCCAGUCCUAACCCAGCCUGCAGCACUGUUGGUCUGAUAGGUUUGGGCUCCAUUUAUGCUAGCUGACUGAACUGGGUCCAGAUGACCUGCUUCAUUAUCAUUGUUCAAACCUCAUAUGUCAGUUAAUUUCUGAGACAAGUGCAGAUGGGGAUGAAUGCCCAGAACUGAGUUCAAUGCACUUUGAUGUGGCUAGUGGAUAAUGUUAGAGCUAGUGUGGAGUAGGAAUAGACCACUCAAAAGCUUAUAGGGUGUAGGAGAGGGGACAAGAUUGGUGAUUCCUUUAGGGAGAGGCUGACACGGGUUCUUGCUGAUAUCUUCCCCGAGUAUUUGCUUUGGUUUAGGACAAGUCUAUCUCAGUGGGCUUUCUGUACAUUGGGAAGGAAAAGGGUUUAGUGCAAUGGCCAUCAGACAAAGUUCCAAGACAGUCCAGUUUGCACGCUUGCCUCUACCCCUGGCUUUGGGCAAGUCAAUUAA